GCGAGUAAAUGAUGGUAGCAAAAGAGAUUGAUGAAUUCGUUGAUUCAAGUGAAAAAUUUCAUAAAAUUGUGGACGCGAAGAAAUCACGUUAAAGGCAAGAGCACAAUUGUGCUUCAAUUCGGUUUUAAACAUCAUUCCAAGACGCGCAAAUAGCCAGAGUGUCUUUAAGCAAUUCCCAUAUUCCCCCCCACAAAUUUGUCGUGGUCGGGUCAGCCAACGCUCGAGCGUCGUUCCGCGGAAAAUUGUAAAAUCAUAAUUAUCCGAAAGAUAAAUUAUUAGAAAGCGCGUGGUAAAUAAUAAAUAUGCGCAAGCGUAAAUUUUAUCAAAGCUAAACGAAUGCGAACAAGCGCAGACACCAAAAACAAAGGCAGAAACAAGAAAUUGCAGCCGUGGCAUUGUGUACAACCGGACCGGAACAGGACCCCCCUCCAACCGGCGCUGAACUAUCAGCAUAACAUGGAUGUACAAGUCAAGCAUAGAGAUUAGCCGAAUCCUUUGAAUUUUAAAUUCAAAAUCAUAAUUUAAUUUAGCCUAGUAGCGUAGCCUAGUCUAGCCCCAGAAAUUGUGGUUCCAAGCCACAGAACGCGUAAAAGAAAAGCACAGAAAAAAGCACAUUGAAUCCUAAAGCUACGAACGAGAACCCCAAAACCGAAAACCAAACCCAAGGCCUAAUCAUGACUACGGAUACCCGCCGACGCGUCAAGUUGUACGCACUGAAUGCGGAGCGGCAGUGGGACGAUCGUGGCACGGGGCAUGUCUCCUCGACAUACGUCGACCGAUUGAAAGGUAUUUCACUACUGGUGCGCGCCGAAUCGGAUGGAUCGCUGCUGUUGGAGAGCAAAAUACAACCCGAUACCGCAUACCAAAAACAGCAGGACACGUUGAUUGUCUGGUCCGAAGGCGAUAAUUUUGAUCUGGCUCUGAGCUUUCAGGAAAAAGCUGGUUGUGACGAGAUUUGGGAGAAGAUAUGUCAGGUCCAGGGCAAGGAUCCUUCGGUGGAGAUUACACAGGAUAUUGUGGAGGAGUCGGAGGACGAACGCUUCGAAGACAUGUCGGACACUGCACCACCCAUCGAGUUGCCUCCGUGCGAGCUGUCACGGCUCGAGGACAUAUCGGAGACAAUCCAGAGCUGUCUAUCCACGCCGUUGCGCAAGGAGAAGCUGUCGAUGGCCCUGGAAUCGGAGAACUACAUUAAGAAGCUUCUGAAUCUGUUCCAUGUGUGCGAGGAUCUCGAUAACACCGAGGGGCUGCAUCAUCUGUUCGAAAUAUUCAAGAACAUCUUCUUGCUGAACAAGAAUGCCCUGUUCGAGAUUAUGUUCGCCGAUGACACCAUCUUCGAUGUGGUCGGGUGCCUCGAGUACGAUCCCAGUGUGGCCCAGCCGAAGAAGCAUCGCCAGUACUUGAAGAAUUGGGCAAAGUUCCGUGAGGCUGUUCCCAUCAAAAACCCGGAUUUGCUAGCCAAAAUCCAUCAGACGUUUCGUGUGCAGUACAUACAGGACAUCAUUCUACCCACGCCGUCGGUUUUCGUCGAGGACAACAUGCUGAACACGCUCUCCAGCUUUAUAUUCUUCAACAAGGUGGAGAUUGUCACAAUGAUCCAGGACGACGAGCGGUUCCUGCUCGACCUUUUUGCAGUGCUCACGGAUCCAACCACUGGCGACACAAAGCGCCGCGACACGGUCCUAUUUUUGAAGGAGUUCUGCAACUUUGCCCAAAACUUGCAGCCCCAGGGCAAGGACUCGUUCUACAAGACGCUCACCUGCCUGGGCAUAUUGCAGGCGCUAGAACUGACGCUGGUCAUGAACGAAAAGAAAACCAAGUCGGCCUCCAUCGACAUACUCACGGCAAUUGUGGAGUUCUCGCCGCUGGUUGUGCGCAACUACACUCUGAAUCAGGUCAAUCGGCCGGAGGGCGAGCGUAUGCUACUGAACAUUGCCAUCGAACAAAUGUUGAACGACUCGGAGCCGGAGCUGGGGAUUGCGGUGCAGUUGAUGGGGAUCGUUAAGAUCCUGCUGGAGCCGGAGAACAUGCUCACCGAGAAGGGGGAUUUUCUCAAUUUCUUCUACAAAUACAGUGUUCAGACUUUAGUUGCUCCGCUGAUUGUGAACACGCUGGGUGACCGUCCGCAAAACGAAGAUUAUCAGACUGCACAGCUGCUUGGCAUUGUUUUGGACAUACUGUCGUUCUGCGUUGAGCAUCAUAGCUACCACAUUAAGAAUUUCUUAUUGCAAAAGGAUCUCCUCAAGAAAAUUCUGGUGCUGAUGAAGAGCUCACACACGUUCCUUGUACUCGGCGCCCUGCGACUGCUGCGCAAGAUAAUUGCACUCAAAGAUGAGUUCUACAACAGACACAUUGUCAAGUGCAAUCUAUUUGCGCCGGUUGUGGAUGCCUUUAUUCGUAACAAUGGCCGCUACAAUCUGUUGGAGUCGGCCAUCCUGGAGUUGUUUGAGUUUAUAAAACUCGAGGAUAUCCGCACAUUGUGCGUUUAUUUCGUGGAGAACUUUAGCAAGAUAUUUGAUGAAAUCGAAUAUGUGCAGACAUUCAAAUAUUUAAAGAAUCGCUACGAUCAGUACCAGGAUCGGCUCAAGGAUCGCGACAAGAUGGAAAACCGUACAGAUGGUGGCCUGCCGAUCAUACGCAGUGGUGGACGGUUUCGUCGGGAUCAGCGUCAAAUGGAAGAGGAGGAAGAGAUGUGGUUCAAUGAAGAGGAUGAUUUCACUGAAGAAAUCGAUACAUACAACAAUGUCAUCAAAUCCGUCAGCGAAAAGAACGGCCCGCAAAACCAAUCACCGCAGCAGAAGUCUUCUCCGCCGCACAGUACGUCACCCCACAGCGGUUUACUGGGUAAUCUGAAUUCCACAGCGACAGCCACUGCCACUGCCACAGCAACAGCCACUGCCACUGCCACAUCUGUAUCGGCAGCAGUUGCUCCCGUGGCCAGUGGAAGCAGCAGCCCAGAGGCGGGCAUUGUCGAUGAGCAGGCCCAGGCUACAGUACAUCUGGCCGCGGCUGCCAACAUUGCACUGCAGCAUCACCAACAGCAGCAGCAGCAACAGCAGCAGCAGCAGCAACAACAGCAGCAGCAGAACCCAUUCCAGCAACAGCAGACACAGCCUGAGAUCGCAGAACUGCACCAGCAGCUGAGCGGUGUGGAGACGCCGCAGAAUCAAGAGUUGGUGCUUUCGCCGUCGCCCACAGAAAACGCCUCUUCAUCAUCAUCAUCGUCGUCAUCAUCAUCAUCGCUUGAAGCGUCCACGUCAUCUUCGGCGUCAUCGUCCUCGUCCUCAUCGUCACUGCCGAGUACGUCGGCAGCUGCUUCUCAUUGCGAUUCGGCGACAGUAGCUCAGGUGGUGGCCAGUCAGUUUUUAACGAUCGCGAUCGCAGCGUCCGUGACAGCGGCAGCUACAUCGGCUGCCCCCAAUCUGGCUCCAGCACCAACUGUGGCCGAUCCCGACAUUGAGCCCGCCGACUCACAGCCGACUCCCGGCACCACAAGCGAGCUCGAUGGACUUCUCGGCCAGACUGUGACGGAGAAGGAUUUGGUAGCGUCCAGCAUCGACGACAGCACGGACUCUGCGAGCAGCGAAACGGACAAGUCGACGACCAAGAAGGGCCUGGUCGAUUAUGAGAGCGACUCCGGGGAGGAUGAUGACGACGAGGACGAGGACGACUCUGAUGGGCCACAAGCACAAAAGCGCGCGCGUCUGGCAUAGUUGACAGAUGCGGAGCAGCAGGGCGGCAUCAAUUAUAAAUUAGUACACACAUAACCCACACUUACACACCCACACUAACACACACACACAAACCAAUACCAACACCAACACCAACGAACGGAACGUGGGGAAGGAGGAGCCGACCAGAAGGACUUCGAUUAUCGGUGGUCAGCCAGCUUGGUAAUGCAUUUUGCAGCAACUACAGGCACAGUAGACCGCAGACAGCUAGCGGACGGGAGACGGGAGAUAGCGGUACGAUGUAAGAUCGAACAAGAAAACAUAAAGUUAAAUUUUAGCAUAAAAAUUUAUUUUAAAGGAAAGCGAACACCUAAAAGUAAAACAAGAAAUUAUAAAUCUUACUUUACUAAAUUAAUAACGAAACAAGCAUAUAUAUAUCUAUAUAUAUAUAGAUAUGAAUAUGUAUAUACAUAUAUAUUCAAAUAUAUAUGCAUAUGAAAAUACAAUUAACUAUGUAUGUGUGUCCAGCCGCACAUAGCCGAUCACCGAUCAGCGAUCAGAGGCAUCCUACAGAAAUGUGCUACGUGCUCUGUUGUGUGCGUUUUGUUUGAAAAAAGUUGGAAAAGCAUUAACGAAGAAACCAAAAUAAACAUGUAUUUAGUAGUAAAACAGAGACACUUGCAACACACACGUACACACACACACAAACACAUGUGCGCGCAACGCAGGAAGAGAGGGAAGAAGAAGGAUAAUGAAUAAUGAGUGGCUAGAAUAGAACAGAUCCUUUAACAGAUCCUGUGAAGUUGGCUGGUGGCAGGAAUGUUGUGGAGAAAUCUAAAAUUUUGUGCAAUAUUUGGAUAAUAUUUUUUGUGGUAUUUUAAAGACAAUUGCCCUAUAGUAUUUUUCCUAUAUCGUAGUUAUAUUUUAAGAGUUGAUUUCCAUUAUCAUCUAACCUAUCUAUCGGACAGGUCUGGUCUGCCUGCGAAUCGCAGUUUUAUAUUUUUGUAUAUUAAAGCGCUGUCUACCCAACAACGACACUUUCAGUAAACAAAUCAUUGGGGCAAGGUCCAGCCUCCCCCAGAGGCUGAGGCUUAUCUCACUGAAUUGUAGUACGAUGUAAUAAAGAUCUUGUAGACAGCGCUGUAAUGUUUUCAAGCAGAGUAAAAAUAUGCACAUAUAAUUGUAAAAAAGUGUUAAUUCCCAAAGCAAAGCAGAGAAAUUAAAUCUAUACAUUUAUAUAUAUAUAUAUUCCGAUUAAGACUAUACGCUUACAGCGUGCAAUUGUUUUGUAAAUACCAGCAAGAGUUCCCCCCCCCCCCCCCCCCCCCCCCCCCCCCCCCCUCCGGCCAGGCCAGCUUGACAAUUUCUGUUAAUACAUUCAGUUAGUAUCACAUCCAACAGCCCACUCUCGACCCAAUGAGCCUUGUAUAUAAUUUAGUAUGCCUCUAUAUCGAUAAUUAGACGAUAAUUGUUCUUGCACCACUCGCGACAGUAACAGUAACAGUUGCAGUUACAGUAAGACUAGAAAUUGAGGAUGGUUUCGUGCAGAUUGAAAGAUGGAAUUGUCUAGAAACAAUCUCUCGCUUUUGUUGGAAUCCGUGUAGAAGGAAAGAAGGAGCGUUGUCUGACUGUGUAAUUAAUCAAUUGUUGCGUUACUUUUGAACCAUUAUCGAACCACACACACACACACACGCAAACACACAUCAUUGUAAGCAAGAAUAAGUAACUAAUUAUAAUGAUUACAAAUAGAACGUAAAUUAUAAAAGUGGGGGGAAACAAACCAACAAACAAACAAACAAACAACAAAUAACAAUAAAAAUACAAAUAAAAUAGUCUUCUUACGUUUUCCAUGUAAGUUUCUUCAUAUUAAAUAUAGCAUAAAACAUAAUUUGUAUUAAACGAAUGUAGAGGGAGGCGGCACAUACCGGAGUCACAGCCCUAGCCCCAGCCCCAGCCUCAGCCUCGGUCCCGAUCCUGAUUCACCCACAUCCGGAAAAAAAACAAAAAAAAAAACCAUAUCCCCAGACACUGACUGACGUUUCGUCCUUGAUCGCCAGAAGUAAUAAAGUUAUUUGUUAAUAAUCGUA
Messenger RNA from Drosophila miranda, 5758 nucleotides. It is a transcript of the gene flfl, whose product is annotated as serine/threonine-protein phosphatase 4 regulatory subunit 3. Lineage: Eukaryota; Metazoa; Arthropoda; Insecta; Diptera; Drosophilidae. The record is from RefSeq and is a predicted model, not a curated record. Gene Ontology annotation, cellular component: protein phosphatase 4 complex; nucleoplasm. The transcript has 10 exons. Gene Ontology annotation, biological process: DNA damage response; protein dephosphorylation. The coding region runs from base 675 to 3713 and encodes 1012 amino acids. Gene Ontology annotation, molecular function: protein phosphatase activator activity.